GCAGCUUUUCAUUGACCAAGGAAAGACUCCAGACUGCAGAACAUCGGCUGAUCCACACGCUCCUGAGCGAAGCUAACCAACGGAACGACUUUAGGAAGAGAGCACCAGGAGUAACGAAAUGCCGGUGACAGAGAAAGAUUUGGCAGACGACGCGCCAUGGAAGAAAAUCCAGCAGAAUACCUUUACGCGCUGGUGCAACGAGCACCUGAAGUGCGUGAACAAGCGAAUAGGUGACCUGCAGUUGGACCUGAGCGAUGGCUUGAGGCUUAUCGCCUUGCUGGAGGUCCUUAGCCAGAAGCAGAUGUACAGAAAGUAUCACCAGAGACCCACCUUCAGGCAGAUGAAGCUGGAGAACGUAUCGGUGGCGCUCGAAUUUUUGGACCGAGAAAAUAUCCGGCUGGUGUCCAUAGACAGCAAAGCCAUCGUGGAUGGGAACCUGAAGCUGAUCCUGGGCAUGGUGUGGACCCUGAUCCUGCACUACUCCAUCUCCAUGCCCGUGUGGGAGGAUGAGGACGACGACGAGGGCAAGAAGCAGACGCCCAAGCAGAGGCUGCUGGGAUGGAUCCAGAACAAGGUGCCGGACCUCCCCAUCAACAACUUCAGCCAGGACUGGAGGAGCGGAAAGGCGCUGGGCGCUCUGGUGGACAGCUGCGCCCCAGGCCUGUGUCCUGACUGGGAGACCUGGGACACGGUGAAGCCGGUGGAAAACGCCAGUGAGGCCAUGCAGCUGGCUGAUGAUUGGCUGGGAAUCCCUCAGGUCAUUGCCCCAGAGGAGAUCAUUGACCCCAGCGUGGACGAGCAGUCUGUGAUGACGUACCUUUCACAGUUCCCCAAAGCCAAGCUGAAGCCCGGGGCACCCCUCAAACCAAAACUGAACCCUAAGAAAGCCAGAGCAUACGGUCCAGGAAUUGAGCCGGUGGGGAACCGGGUCCUCCGGCCAGCGGUCUUCACCGUGGACACCUUCAGCGCCGGCCAGGGGCAGGUGACCGUGUACGUGGAGGACCCCGAGGGCACCAGGGAAGAGGUGAAAGCUGUUCCUAAUGAGGGCAAGAAAACCUACAGUGUGACCUAUGUACCCAAAGUAAUGGGCCCUCACAAGGUGACGGUGCUGUUUGCAGGACAGCAGAUCCCUAAGAGUCCUUUUGAGGUGAAUGUGGACAAAGCACAAGGAGAUGCCACCAAGGUCACUGCCAAGGGGCCUGGGCUGGAGCCUUUGGGCAACGUUGCCAACAAACCUACCUACUUUGACAUUUACACAGCAGGCGCUGGUGUGGGUGACGUGACGGCAGUGAUCAAGGACCCCCAAGGCAGCAACGACACCGUGGAGGUCAUGAUGGAGGACAAGGGGGACAGCAUGUUCCGCUGCACCUACAAACCCGUCCAGGCUGGGCCUCACACCGUCACCAUCACCUUUGGGGGCAUCGGUAUCCCAAAAAGCCCCUAUGCUGUUACCAUUGCCCCAGCCUCCAACCCCAACGGCUGCCGAGCCAGCGGCCGAGGACUGCAGCCCCGGGGCGUGAGGGUCCGGCAGGUGGCCGACUUCAAGGUGGACACCCGUAAUGCUGGGACCGGGGACCUGAAGGUGGCCGUCAAGGGACCCAAGGGCCUGGAGGAGCCCGUCAAACAGAAGGACAGCCUGGACGGGGUUUACGCCUACGAAUAUUACCCCCACGCGCCGGGCAAGUACACAGUGGCCAUCACCUGGGGCGGCCAGCAUAUUCCCAAGAGUCCGUUUGAAGUCCAGGUUGGCGCAGAGGCGGGACCUCAGAAGAUCCGAGCCUUUGGACCAGGCCUGGAAGGUGGCAUGGUGGGGAAGUCUGCCGAUUUUGUGGUGGAAUCUGUGGGCACGGAUGUCGGGGUGCUGGGCUUUGCGAUCGAGGGCCCCUCUCAGGCGAAGAUCGAGUGUGAGGACCAGAACGACGGCUCGUGCAACGUGAAGUACUGGCCCACCGAGGCGGGCGAGUACGCCGUCCACGUCAUGUGCGACGACGAGGACAUCGAGGACAGCCCCUUCAUGGCCCACAUCACCCCUGACAACAGCGCCUGCAGCCCGAGCAAGGUGAAAGCUUACGGCCCUGGUCUGGAGAAGACGGGCUGCAUUAUUAACAAGCCUGCAGAGUUCACCGUGGAUGCUACAGACGCUGGGAAGGCGCCCGUGAAGAUCUUCGCUCAGACUGCUGAGGGAGACACCGUAGAUGUGAAGGUGAAGAACAAAGGGGACGGGACCUACGCCUGCUCCUACACCCCCACCACUCCGGUCAAACACACCGUGGCUGUGGCCUGGGGAGGCGUCAACGUGCCCAACAGCCCCUUUAGGGUGAACAUUGGGAAGGGGAGUCAUCCACACAAGGUGAAGGUGUUUGGCCCAGGCGUGGAGAGGACGGGGCUCAAAGCCAACGAGCCCACACACUUCACUGUGGACUGCACCGAAGCUGGGGAAGGGGAUGUCAGCGUGGGGAUCAAAUGCGAUGCCAACGUUAUCAGCGACAAAGAGGAGGACAUCGACUUUGACAUCAUUCCUAAUGCCAAUGACACCAUCACCGUGAAGUACACCCCUCCUGGUGCGGGACGCUUCACCAUCAAGGUGCUGUUCGCAGGACAGGAGAUCCCCAUCAGUCCUUUCCGUGUGAAGGUUGAGCCCUCUCACGACGCCUCCAGGGUGAAAGCCGAGGGGCCUGGGCUGGCUCGCGCAGGAGUGGAGAACGGGAAGCCCACGCAUUUCACGGUUUUCACCAAAGGUGCCGGCAAAGCCCCUGUGGACGUGCAGUUCAGCGGAGCUGGCAAGGGAGAGCCCGUCCGAGACUUUGAGAUCAUCGACAACUACGACUACUCCCACACUGUCAAGUACACCCCGGUCCAGCAGGGUGAAAUGGCAGUCGCGGUGACCUAUGGGGGUGACCCAAUUCCCAAAAGCCCCUAUUCUGUGGGAGUGGCUGCUCCUCUGGAUCUCAGCAAGAUUAAAGUUGGCGGCUUGGAGAGCAGAGUGGAGGUGGGUCAGGACCAGAAGUUCACUGUGGACACAAAGGGGGCGGGGGGACAAGGAAAGCUGGAAGUGAGGGUCACUAGCCCCUCCCAAAAGGCGGUGCCCUGCACAGUGGAGCCUCAGUCAAAGAAGGACUGCAGUCUGGUCAAGUACAUCCCCAAAGAGGAGGGCUUCUACUCUGUGGACGUCAGCUACGACGGUAGCCCUGUCCCCGGCAGCCCCUUCCCCGUGGAGGCCUCAUUGCCCCCAGACCCCAGCAAGGUGAAGGCCUAUGGGCCAGGACUGAAGGGGGGGCUGGUGGGAGACCCGGCGAAGUUCACCAUCGACACCAAGGGCGCGGGCAUGGGCGGGCUGGGCCUGACGGUGGAGGGCCCCACCGAGGCUAAGAUCGAGUGCUCGGACAACGGCGACGGCACCUGCUCCGUGUCCUACCUGCCCACCGAGCCCGGGGAGUACCUGGUCAACAUCCUCUUCGAGGACGUGCACGUGCCCGGCUCGCCCUUCCACGCCGACAUCCAGAUGCCGUUCGACCCCUCCAAGGUGGUGGCGUCGGGCCCGGGGCUCCAGCGGGGCAAGGUGGACGAGACGGGGGUGGUGAACGUGGACUGCUCCAAGGCCGGCCCGGGACUGCUGGCCAUGGAGGCCGUGUCCGAUUCGGGUUCCAAAGCCAAGACCAAGGUGCAGGACAACAAGGACGGCACCUACACGGUCACCUACGUGCCCCUGACCGCGGGCAUGUACACUCUCAUGCUGAAGUACGGAGGCAAGACGGUGCCCGGGUUCCCCGCCAGCGUGGGCGUGGACCCCGCCGUCGACACCAGCAAGGUGAAGGUGUACGGGCCGGGUGUGGAAGGAGCGGGAGUAUUCCGGGAAGCCACCACUGGCUUCACUGUGGAUGCCCGCCCUCUGACCAAAGUUGGCGGCAGCCACAUAAAGGCUCAGGUCAAGAACCCGUCAGGCAGCAGCACUGACUGCGUGAUUGUGGACAAGGCUGAUGGGACUUACAGUGUGGAGUACACACCCUUUGAGAACGGGGUCCACAGUGUGGAGGUUCUGUAUGAUGAGACCCCCGUCCCGAAGAGCCCCUUCCAGGUGGGUGUGACUGAGGGGUGUGACCCGACUCGAGUGCUGGCCCAGGGCCCUGGGCUCAAGGAGGCUCUGACGGAGCAGCCCAACAACUUCUCCAUCAUCACCAGAGGAGCCGGCAUCGGUGGAUUGGGAAUCACUGUGGAGGGUCCGUCUGAGUCAAAGAUGUCCUGCAAAGACAACAAGGAUGGCAGCUGCCAUGUGGAAUACAUUCCCUAUGUGCCAGGACUGUAUGACAUCAACAUCACGUAUGGAGGGAAACACAUUCCAGGUAGCCCCUUCAAGGUGCCUGUGAAGGACGUGGUGGACCCCAGCAAGGUGAAGAUUUCCGGACCUGGGGUGAGCUCAGGGGUCCGUGCCAAAAUCCCACAGUCGUUCACCGUGGACUGCAGCAAGGCAGGCGUGGCACCUCUCUCAGUGGCUGUGACCGCACCCAAAGCGGAUGAGAUGGCCUCCCAGCCCUGGCGUGGUCACUUGAAAGCCUUUACGGAUCUCUUUAAGAACGAGCCCAAGAACAGGAACUCUGGGACAGGUGUGGCUGAGCCUGUGGAGGUGACAGACAAUGGAGAUGGGACACACACCGUGGCUUACACCCCCUCUGUUGAAGGGCCUUACACUGUGGCCGUCAAAUACGCCGAGCAAGAUGUACCUCGCAGUCCCUUUAAGUUCCGGGUGCUGCCCACCCAUGACGCCAGUAAAGUCCGUGCCAGCGGGCCUGGUCUGACCACCGGCCUUCCCGCCAGUCUGCCGGUGGAGUUCACCAUCGAUGCCAAGGACGCGGGAGAGGGCCAGCUGUCGGUGCAGAUCACUGACCAGGAUGGCAAGCCGAAGAAGGCCAGUAUCCACGACAACCAUGACGGCACCUACAGGGUGUCCUACGUGCCAGACAAGGUGGGCCGCUACACCAUCGUCAUCAAGUACGGCGGUGACGAGAUCCCCACCUCUCCCUACCGAGUCCGCGCUACCAGUUCUGGGGAUGCCAGCAAGUGCACUGUGGCAGGUCCAGGUCUUGGCCCCACCAUUGGUAUCGAUGAGGAGGUGGGCUUCGUUGUGAACGCACAGGGAGCAGGGAAGGGGAAGGUGUCCUGUCUGGUGGUCACGCCAGAUGGGACAGAGGUGGAGGCCGAGGUCAUGGAGAACGAAGACGGGACCUUUGACAUCUUCUACACGGCUCCCCAGCCUGGGACCUACGUCAUCUACGUGCGCUUCGGUGGGGAGAACGUUCCCAAGAGUCCCUUCAAAGUCACGGCCACUGACGAGGUCCCCCUGGUUCAGCAGUCAGUCCAGCAGCAGCAGCAGCAGGCAGCUCCUGGAGCCUACCCCCCUGGCUUCCAGCCCUGGGUGACCGAUGGUUCAUACAUUCCUGUCAACAGCAUGAACGGGACAGGGUUCAGACCCUUCGACAUGGUCAUCCCCUUUGCCCUCAGGAAGGGUGAGAUCACAGGUGAGGUGCACAUGCCGUCGGGGAAGACGGCCCAGCCUGAGAUCAUUGACAACCACGACGGGACGGUGACGGUGAAGUACGCCCCCACCGAGGCCGGACUCCACGAGAUGCAUAUCAAGUACAACGGCAGGCACAUUCCAGAGAGCCCGCUGCAGUUCUACGUGAACAAUGCCAGCAGCCCCAACGUCACCGCCUACGGGCCGGGGCUGGUGUACGGCACCGCCAACAAGACUGCCACCUUCACCAUCUUCACCGAGGAUGCCACUGAGGGUGGCCUGGACCUGGCCAUCGAGGGUCCCUCCAAGGCUGAGAUAAGCUGUGUGGACAACAAGGACGGUACCUGCACCGUUACUUACCUGCCCACUCUGCCCGGGGACUACAACAUCCUGGUGCGCUACAACGAAAAGCACAUCGCUGGCAGCCCCUUCACUGCCAAAAUCACGGAAGACAACAGGAGGAAGUCUCAGGUGAAGCUGGGUUCUGCCGCUGACUUCUCUCUGGAUAUCAAUGAGACGGACCUCAGCCUGCUCACUGCCAGCAUCAAGUCCCCCUCUGGUCGUGAUGAGCCCUGCCUGCUGAAGAGGCAACCCAACAACCACAUCGGCAUUUCCUUCAUUCCCAGAGAGGUCGGCGAGCACCUGGUCAGCAUCAAGAAGAACGGCCAGCACGUGCCCAACAGCCCCAUCUCCAUCAUGGUGGUCCAGUCUGAGAUCGGAGACUCCAGCAAGGUGAAGGCCUUUGGGCAGGGCCUGGUGGAUGGCCACACCUUCGAGAUGUCUGAAUUUGUGGUGGACACACGGGAAGCCGGCUAUGGUGGCUUGGCCCUGUCCAUCGAGGGUCCCAGUAAGGUGGACAUUCAGACUGACGACCUGGAGGACGGGACCUGCGGCGUCUGCUACUGCCCCUCCGAGCCUGGCACCUAUAUGGUCUCCAUCAGGUUUGCAGAGGAGCAUGUGCCAGGGAGCCCCUUCUCCGUGAAGGUGACAGGCGAGGGGCGCAUCCGUGAGAGCAUCACUCGCCGACAGAGGGCGGCGUCCGUCGCCACCGUGGGGAGCGAAUGUGACCUCAAUCUCAAGAUCCCAGAAAUCGACAUCCAUGACCUGUCGGCGCAGGUGACCAGCCCCUCCGGGACCUCGGAGCCAGCGGAGCUGGUGGCUGCUGGGAACAGCACGUAUUGCGUCCGCUUCGUGCCCCACGAGAUGGGCGUGCACACGGUCGACGUCAAAUACCGGGGCCAGCACGUGCCUGGGAGCCCCUUCCAGUUCACCGUGGGGCCCCUGGGAGAGGGAGGGCCCCACAAGGUGCGGGCCGGGGGUCCGGGAUUGGAAAAGGCUGAAGCAGGAGUGCCAGCGGAGUUCAACGUCUGGACCCGGGAGGCGGGGGCCGGAGGGCUGUCCAUCGCUGUGGAGGGACCCAGCCGGGCAGAGAUCUCCUUUGAGGACAGGAAGGAUGGGUCCUGCGGGGUCUCUUACGUUGCCCAGGAGCCCGGUGACUACGAGGUGGCCAUCAAGUUCAAUGAUCAGCACAUCCCCGAAAGUCCAUUCCUGGUGCCUGUGUGCGCCCCCACAGACGACGCCCGCAGACUCACUGUUACCAGUCUUCAGGAGUCAGGGCUGAAGGUGAACCACCCGGUGUCCUUCGCUGUGCGCCUGAACGGGGCGCAGGGCAACAUCGACGCCAAAGUGCGCAGCCCGUCUGGAGCGCUGGAGGACUGCGUGGUGUCUGAGCUGGAGCAAGACAAGUAUGCCGUCCGCUUCAUCCCCCGGGAGAACGGUCUCCACUUCAUCGAUGUGAAGUUCAACGGCAGCCACAUCCCUGGCAGCCCGUUCCAGGUGCGAGUGGGAGAGCCGGGACAGACCGGGGAGGCCAGCCUGAUCACUGCCUACGGAGCAGGACUGGAGAGGGGAACGACAGGUAACCAGGCGGAGUUUACCAUCAACAACACCAAAGCCGGUCCUGGUUCCCUGGCUGUCACCAUCGAGGGGCCUUCCAAGGUUAAGAUGGAGUGUCAAGAGUGUCCAGAGGGGUACAAGGUGCAGUACACCCCCAUGGCCCCAGGCAACUACCUGAUCAGCGUCAAGUAUGGAGGACCUAACCACAUCACGGGCAGCCCCUUCAAAGCCAAAGUCACAGGUCCCAGGCUUGUGAACGUGAGCAACGCCAGCGAGACGUCCACUUUGAUGGUUGAUUCGGUGACCAAGUCCCCAGCCGCCAGCACCUACAGCUCGCUGCCCGGGUUCUCCUCCGAUGCCACCAAGGUGGCCUGCAAAGGCCCUGGGCUGAGCAAGGCCUACGUGGGCCAGAAAGCCAGCUUCUCUGUGGACUGCAGCAAAGCUGGCAAGAACAUGCUGCUAGUGGGUGUACAGGGACCCAACAUUCCUUGUGAAGAGGUGUCUGUCAAACACAUGGGCAGCAAGCAGUACAACAUCAACUACAUUGUCAAAGAGAGGGGCAGCUACAUUCUAGCAGUGAAGUGGGGGGAUGAGCACAUUCCAGGGUCUCCCUUCAACGUCACUGUCCCCUAGAGGGCGCCACUGAGCCCUGUGAGAGACACUGGAGGAACAGAUGGAUGGGAGAGGGAAGUGGUAAUACACAUAGAACACUUCACUUUGCCCAAUUCAGUUAAGCCCAACGUUAAUUGAAAAAUUUGCACUUGACAAUUUAUGCAUGCAAAUUUAAGUCAUGUCAAUUGGUCCAUUUUCUUUACUGGGGCUGGGGGGAGGGGGAGAAAGAAAUGUAUGCACAAUAUUGUAAAAAAGGCUCCUCCUGUUUUUUUGUUAGUUUUUUUUUUUUUUGCUGUUUGUCAAGUAUUAACAGAUUUUAACAUUUAAGGGUCUACUUUGGCCCUGAGUAUAUAAGAAAACAGCACACCCUUUUUAAAACAAAAACUAAAUUAAUAAUCCUGUAGACACUAACUGUAAUUUAACUGGAACAGUAACUCUUGUUGAAAAUUAUCUAACUACUGAUGAAUGUCCUCUUUGUAUGUAUCCUGGCCAAUCCUGUCCAAAUCAUACACACUGCACACAAGUCUUAGAUGCAAUGACAACUUAUUGAGAUUGCACCACCUGACACUGCGUGAACUCCACUGUGAAGUGGACGGCGAUGUUUACAUGUUUGUAAUGUACUGAGGUAAAACAAAGAGGCUGCCUGGUUAAUGUCAAAAGCAGUGGGGAGCGGGGGCGGGGUGGGGUGGUGGUUGGGGAGUAAGUGCUGAUGGUGCAACUGCCUGUGUGUAACCUCCUGGGCUGCAGGUCAGGUGUGUUGGAACAGGAAGGAAUGGUAUUCUGUGCUCAUGCAGCUUUGGAUGUCCCCACUGUGGAAGAGCACUGUUCUUUAACAAGGCACACCGAACAGGCGCAUUCAUUUUUCUCCACCAUACCACCUAUACUUCAAUGUGUUUUAUGCAACAGGGUGGAACAGGAUGACUGACAUGGGCCAAAAUAAUUUAUUCUCGUAUUGUUGCUUAAAGUUCUUCUUAAAAUAGUGUAAACAUGGUAGUUAGUCUGAGUUUAUGGAGUGACCAAGGUGAACAAGUGAACCAUUGUCCAGAGUGUGGUAUUAUGUGCCUCAAGCCUACAUGCCUAUAGAGCUCGUCUCAGAAAUCCUGUCAAUAUGGAUCUCACACACACACACACACACACACACACACACACACACACACAGUAUAAUCCUGUCUGUAUGCAUUAUAUACACACACACAUACACACAAACUCGCAUGUUAUGUGAGUGAAGACUUCUUUUUUUUAAUGUUUUGAUCUUGCUCUCAUAAUUACAGAAUGAUGCGUUUACUUCCGAGCCCACGACCCAUAAUCCCUGGAUAAGAGGAGGCAGCUUUGUGAUUGGCUGGCUAUUGCAUUCCUUCUCUUCAUCUCAGUCUUUGUAUUCUAAGAGGUGCACUGCUUACCAAAAAAGAAAAAGAAAAACACAUAACUUACGGAUCCAUUCUUUGAGGGACUGCGGGAAAUUGCCAUCCAAAUAAUUUUAAGUGCUUCUCUUAUCUAUCAAUAGCUUUUUGGAAAAAUAGAAUGUGUAUGUUUUUUCUUCUUUGGGUAUGAUGCCUGUUUAUUCAAUUACUUAAUGAUGCUAGUUUUGAUAAACAAUGGAGUAUUUUGUAAAAGAUUGUUUUAAAAGGAAGAAAAUAAGCAAAGCUUAUUUGCAUUUUGUAUUAGCCAGGGGUGCCUUAAUGUGAAAUAAAUCCCUAGAAAUGAUGUACAUUUUGAAAUUAAAGCAAUAAACUGGAAUAAAGAUGUAAAA
Anguilla anguilla (European eel) is the source of this 9767-nucleotide messenger RNA. It is a transcript of the gene flnba, whose product is annotated as filamin-B. Bases 119 to 8038 code for a protein of 2639 amino acids. Gene Ontology annotation, biological process: actin cytoskeleton organization. NCBI's taxonomy places the organism in Eukaryota, Metazoa, Chordata, Actinopteri, Anguilliformes, Anguillidae. The transcript has 47 exons. The record is from RefSeq and is a predicted model, not a curated record. Gene Ontology annotation, molecular function: actin filament binding.